AUGCUUUUCAGUCUUCUCGCUCUUCCAGCUCUCGUUGCUGGACUUCCCAGUCUCGGGUCCAGACAGGACAACGUACAUCACUUGCCUCUGGCUCGCCAGUCGCUUCAUCGUCGCGGCGACUUCGUGGACGUCAAACGUGUCGCAGGCUCCGCGCGAGCGCUCAGGGCCAAAUACGGAUUCGCGGCUGCGAAUCAACUAGCGCGGAGGGCGGAUGAACCGGCCAGUAUUGAUGUCAUCAACCAGGGUGGGGACUUGAGGUAUCUUGCGACUUUGAACGUCGGUACACCGCCUCAACCAUUGAACGUCAUACUCGACACCGGGUCAUCCGAUCUCUGGUUCUCGACUACGGAUUGCCAGAACUGCCCAAACUAUGUGCCGCGGUUUAACGCAUCGCAGUCGUCAACCUUGAAUGCGUCUUCGACCCAGACCGUGGAGCUCCUCUACGGCACUGGACUCAACGCUACUGGAACCGUCCUUCAGGAUGCUGUCGCCGUCGGACCCUACAGCACUACGCAGGCGUUCACGGGUGUCACAGAGAUGUACAACACCAGUCUCAUCAACGGCACCACGUCCGGUAUCUUUGGCCUGGCGUUCCAGAACUUGACCUACUCCGGCAUCAAGCCAUUCUGGCUUUCGCUCUUUGACGACGGCGAGCUCGACAGCCCAGAGUUCGGGAUGUACCUCACGGAUUACCAGGGAAACACGACCGAUCUCACUGCGGAGAACCCUGGUGGGACACUCACGCUUGGCGGGACGAACAGCAGCUUGUACAAGGGCGAGAUCGAGUACAUCCCUUUCAACAGCUCACAGGACACCUUCUGGUUCCAGAAUGUAUCCGGACUCACUGUGAAUGGAGCAUCCGUUGAACUCGAGUCCAAUGGGACCCUGGCUAUCAUGGAUACCGGCUCGGCGCUCAUCGCCGGCCCUACCGCCGCCGUCAAAGGCUUCUGGGCGCAAAUCAACGGUUCCCAGGCUCUCCCUGAUAUUCCUGGAUUCUACGGAUUCCCAUGCGAGACGAACUUCACGGCGACGCUCGCGUUCGGGGGUAAGGCAUGGCCCAUUCCCGCUCGCGACAUGAACGCCGGCGAGAUUGCGGAGGGGCAGUGUUUGGGCAUCUUUUUCGACGCCCAGCAGGGUCUCCCAGCGAUUGGCUCCGACUAUCCGAGUUGGAUCGUUGGCGAUGCUUUCCUCAAGAACGUCUACAUGGUCUACAGGGCUGGCGACAACCCUGCGGUCGGCUACGCUGAGUUGGCUGAUGGCUUGCGCGCUGAUUGA
Peniophora sp. CBMAI 1063 is the source of this 1275-nucleotide messenger RNA. Lineage: Eukaryota; Fungi; Basidiomycota; Agaricomycetes; Russulales; Peniophoraceae. The record is from the annotation of a GenBank genome assembly.